Messenger RNA from Lithohypha guttulata, 1068 nucleotides. RefSeq lists its product as uncharacterized. The transcript is spliced from 2 exons. The record is from RefSeq and is a predicted model, not a curated record. The coding region runs from base 1 to 1068 and encodes 355 amino acids. Lineage: Eukaryota; Fungi; Ascomycota; Eurotiomycetes; Chaetothyriales; Trichomeriaceae. Gene Ontology annotation, cellular component: catalytic step 2 spliceosome.
AUGAGAGCUGGUCGCGAGACUGUUGGCGUCGCUCCUCCUCGUGCUCAAGUCUACGAAUAUAUCCGAGUGCGAUUUGUACAUAAAACUCACGAAAUGAUUUCUUCGGCGGUCGUCAUACCAGAGAGAGACCUAGAUUUCAGGCCUGAUGAGAAUUCAUCACCAACAUUGAAAAGGAAACUGUCUCAAUCACACAAUGACGAGCGCAAAAGGCCAAGGGUGGACGUAGAUACGCUCGACUACGACGAUGCGCCAAAGAGUGCCAGCAGAGAAGUCCAGAAGGAAUCCAAGUCGACCAGCACAACCUCUCCUAUAGCUCGGCGAUCGAGCGCAUUAGCGAGCAACACUGUCGACGAGAAGAAGCGCAACAAGAGACUGUUCGGCUCAUUACUUGGAACACUAUCGCAGACUACAGCGCGUUCAAAUCCUGCUCACAAGAAACGCGACGAAAUAGAGGCACGUCAACGCGAACGGCUGAAAAAGGAGAACGAGGACCAGGAGGCUGAGCGCAAAAGGCGCAGAGAUGAGCUGUCUCAGCACAGAAGGAGACAGCAGAAAGUAUGGGAAGAGGAGGGAAUCAGGCUACGGCAUGAAAACAUGAGGGCUAUGGCUGGCUUUUUGCGCACAAAGGCUGAGCCUGUGCUGUACUAUCUACCUUGGGAGCUCAGGGACGAAGAGGAAGAGCUACUGAAGACGCAAAGAGAGCAGGUCGAGCGUCAGAUACGGCAAGAGCUCGGAACAGAAAAAAACGAAGAGCAAAGUAUACUCGUCUCGAUGGAGCAAGAUAAUGAAGAAGAUCAAGUCGAGCCCAGCACUAUGCCUAAUGAUGUGGACAAGAAGGAGAACGAAGAAGAUCCCGAGCCAGGCUUGGACUCGAGAGAUGCAAUCCAAAAGCAGAAUGGCGAUAUACCAAUCCCUGAUAAUCCUGACUCUAGACGCAGCACAGAGACACUCGUGAACAAGUCAAUCGAAGAACCUAAUGAAAGGAAACACAUCGAGCAAGAUACCAAGGAGGACGAUCACAAUGGCGAAGAGCUGGUAGAGGGCCAGGAAGACGAUGUCAUUUACUGA